GAGAAAGAGAGCGAGGGGGAGAGAGAGGGAGAGAGAGAGAGAGGGAGAGAGAGAGACAACAGGAAAAAGUGUCAGAGACAAAGGAGUGAGCAGUGUUUGUUGGAGGAGGAGAAGAGUUGUCGCUGUUGUGAGAGUGGAGCUGUGUCGGCGCUGACAGGAAAACCCUCCAGGAGUUUUUCCAGACAUCCUCCUCCGCUCCUGUUGCAUCUGUCCCAGUGGAAGUGGCGCUUCACGGUCAGCGAUGGGGAGAACUGCUAAGCUUUAGGCUCCUGGUGCCUGGAUGGAAAGAGCUGUCACUGCAGUGAGGAUGGAGGAAGUGGAAACACACAGAGAGCAACUGAUGGCUGUUUGAUGCACGACGCAGCUUUCAGCAGUUUCAUCUGGAGUGUCUUUUCUUUGUGAUUUUUUUUUUUUUAUUAUUGUUCUUCCUGGAUAUCCCAUCUUCAGUUCCACUUCCUCCUUGUGGCCUUUCCUCACGUGCAUCCUUCAGCAAGAACAGGUGUCGCUGUGUUGAAGCCACAGGUCUCAUUUACCUUGCAAACCCCCACCUCCCUCUCGACCACACACACACUAGCUCCUCUCUUCCAAGCGGCUGAGAGGUUGCUAUGGCAAUGGUUGCCAUGAUGCUGAUGUAGUAUCCUGAAGGUAGUAGCUGUGGAGGUAGUGGCGGGGCCAGAGGAGGGGGCAGCGGCGGUGGAGGCGAACAAGCCGAGAUGGGGAGCGCUCCGUGUCCGGCCGGCGAGUGGAAGGGGAGGGGGCGAGGAGGCCUGCAGGAGCUGGGCUGCAUGCCCUGGAAGGUCAGCAAGCAGAAGUAUGGAGGAGGAGGAGAGGUGGUGGUGGGAGCGGAGGAGAGGAGGUGCAGGGAUCCCAGGGACUCUCAACAGCAGCAGGAUCUCUCAUCUUCCUCCUCCUCCCUCACCCCUUCAGCGCCUCCCCAAUCCUCUUUGACACCUCCAGCCAUUUAUCAUGAGAAGCAGCGAAGGGAGCUGUGCGCCCUGCACGCGCUCAAUAACGUCUUCCAGGACGGGACAGCCUUCAGUCGGGACACCUUGCAGGAGAUAUACCAGAGGCUUUCUCCCAGCACUCUGGUGACGCCCCAUAAGAAGAGCAUGCUGGGAAAUGGGAACUAUGAUGUAAAUGUCAUUAUGGCAGCCCUGCAGACCCGAGGGUUUGAGGCAGUGUGGUGGGAUAAAAGAAGGGAUGUUGGCAGCAUUGAGCUUUCCAAUGUGACAGGCUUCAUUCUGAAUGUGCCGUCCAACCUGCGCUGGGGGCCCCUGCGGCUGCCGCUCAAACGCCAGCACUGGAUAGGAGUCCGAGAGGUGGGAGGAGUCUACUACAACCUGGACUCCAAGCUGCGUAGCCCUCAACCCAUCGGCAACCCGGAACAGCUCAGGAAGUUUCUUCGCCAGCAGCUGCGAGGGAAGAACUGUGAACUCCUAUUGGUCGUCUCAGAGGAAGUAGAGGCACGGCAAACGUGGCGCUCCGAUGGCUGAGGGGUUAACCAGCCAACCACAGCUCCAACUGGGCCAACAGCCAAUGUCAGAAUGAACGGAAGAGGAAGUUGAGUCGUGCACAGCCAAACACAUGGAUGCACACUUAAAGAUGUAUUUUUUUUUCCUUUUUUAUUUGGGUUUUGUUUACACGGCCUUUGCUGGACUCUUAUCUAAUAAGAUGCAAAGCAGUGAAGGAAACACUUUACAGGGAGAAUCAAAGAAUCACAGUCCUUUUCUCACAUCACAGUUGAGACUUAAGACAAGUUAUUAUUCUGUUUCUGCUACUCUUGUGUUUUUAUAUAUAUUGACUAUUUUUCAAUGUUUGUUUUUGAGCUGUUAUUUUUUUCUUUUUACUGUUCAAGUUUCCAAAGUGAGGGGAAUUCAGACUUUCUGAAAACAAGCUGUGUUAAUCUGCUUGUCUCCAUCGGCGAUCGUCCCCGCUUCAGUCACGAUGUUCACCCAUGUGUUUUCGUGUUCCUGUCUCUCCCUGUACGUUGUGAAAAAGCUGUCCGUUUCCUCCAUCCUUCACUUUCACCAAAGCGUGCCCUCCCUUACCUCAGUGCGACGCCAUCUUACUUCUCCUCUAUGUCACUUUGUUCAUAUCACAGGACAAAGUCAAUGAUCACGUUGCCAACUUCGUAUUUCAUCCUUUUUUCAGACAUUUCUGGUACAGACUGAGCCUGCACUGUGCAGAGGCUGUGCUGACACAACUGUUUUAUAAUGGCAACAAAGCAAUGCAACACACAGACCAUGCACUCCCUCUAGUGGAUCCUUAACCUCCGUUUCCUUCCUUGCUCUUUUUUAUAAGGUUUUCACAUUCAAAUGGUUACUACAGAGUAAAGAAGUAAUUAAAUACUAAUAAUAAUAAUCAUCCUUAGUAGAAUUUUACUGUAACAAUCAUCAAGUUAGGCCGAUAAAGAAACAGCACAUCGAAAUAAUUAAUAGAAUUUAACUUCUACAGUUCUAAUCUCAACUCAAGGGCCUCUUACUCGCUUGAUGUGAAGCUUUUGAUCAAAUUCUAUGGUGCUUGUCAGCAGAUUAAGUUGGCUCAGUUGUCAUGGAAAUGUAGAUGUUUAAACUUUCAACUCAUCAGCAGUAAAUUACAUUUAUAAAUCAGUUAAAUUAGUAAAUCUUUCAAAUCAACAUUUAAGUAAAUAGAUCAAAUGUUCUGGUUUGGACACUAAGUUUCACCCUUACUUCUGUUGUAACUGAGAAAAUGCUGACGACUAUUUUGAAAAGGUCAAAAUCUCCAGAGUGAGUGGACUUAGUUUCAGCACAUUAUUCACAAAAAUGUCAUAUAGGUGUAAAGAAAUAUUGUUUUACUUCUCCAUAUCACUACUCUUGCAUAAUUACUAAACAAAAGACACAACACAGAACAGGAGUGAAAUUUCAUUCUGUUCCUGUUUCUUUUUCAAAUGAUCCCCACCGCCGCAGCCCUCUGUAGCACAAGAGCUCAGCCGGUGCUCCUCCUCCUCUCAAAAAUCUCUUGUCAAACCUGCCAAACUCUGCUCCGACAGGAUGUUGCCCGUUGACCCACUGAGUCUGCUUCAAGUCAGCGGUGAUCUGUAAUGUGUAAGGGAUGUUGGUUCUGUGAAGGGAAGUUGUCAGUUUGAGAAACAGUGGAUGGAGCGUAACGUGCCUGGGUAGUGAAUAAUCUAGAAAGUUAUAACGUGAAAAGGAAACUGUAAGUGAAGUGACCACACGUCUUACCAGAUGUGUGUUUGUGGUUGGUCAUUGUGAAAUGGGCCUUAAAAGAGUCUGCUGUCGUAGCUUUCACAUCUAUCAGUUUAAGAUGUUUAUACAAGGAUUGUCUGUUUAUGACGAUAUUGGCCUUAACUUGUUUACAUUAGAAAAACAAAUAUAUGUAUAUGUGUGUUUCUCUGAAAGAGUGAGAGGGGCUGUGCAGUUCCAUGACAUUUCAAGAGAUUUAUUCCAAAGCACCACUUUAUCCUAAAUUUAGAGGAGGAACAACUCAUCCUCAACUGAUACACAGAUGAUCUCAUCUGUAAGGAUUCUUUUUUCACUUGUGCAGCCAAGGACUUUAUUUUAUUUACAAAAAUUUGAAGCAGAAUAAUUUCAAAUAUAACAUUAAUAUCUCAUGAUUUUCAAUGGUGCAGGUCCUAUCUUCAAUUCCAGUCCAGUGUGUGUCUACACACUCAAUGCCAUAAUAAAUUCAAGUGAAAUAUCAGAGGGGAUACGUGGACCCAUUCACAUCAUAACCAGUGUCUCGCAACUGCAUUCAAUUGUCUGUUUGUUUACUUUGGCUCGACAAUCCGUUCAGCUGUUCCUGCUUAAGGAAUAUUGAUUGUCACUUUUUUUUUGCAUAGAAAUAAAAUGCUUAUAAUGGCACUUUAUGUAUAAGCUA
Paralichthys olivaceus (Japanese flounder) is the source of this 3858-nucleotide messenger RNA. RefSeq names its product Josephin domain containing 1 (gene josd1). NCBI's taxonomy places the organism in Eukaryota, Metazoa, Chordata, Actinopteri, Pleuronectiformes, Paralichthyidae. The record is from RefSeq and is a predicted model, not a curated record. Gene Ontology annotation, biological process: protein deubiquitination. Gene Ontology annotation, molecular function: cysteine-type deubiquitinase activity.